Hansenula ciferrii is the source of this 3009-nucleotide messenger RNA. RefSeq lists its product as uncharacterized. Bases 1 to 3009 code for a protein of 1002 amino acids. NCBI's taxonomy places the organism in Eukaryota, Fungi, Ascomycota, Saccharomycetes, Phaffomycetales, Wickerhamomycetaceae. The transcript has 4 exons. The record is from RefSeq and is a predicted model, not a curated record.
AUGGUGAAUGCAUACACAGGAUAUAAGUACACUUUUGCUGAUGAUCCCAUUUUAUUAGAAGACACUAUUGAUAAUUUGAAUGAAUAUUUACCACAAUCUUUAAAUGAAUUUAACCUUCAAGAUUUGUUCAGAAUACGUCAACAAGAGAAAUUACAUACUGAAUAUGAAUAUUAUCUUGAUGUUAAUAAUAGGAAAGAAUUUUACGAUGCUAUUAUUGUUAUUAAGUUUGUAUUUUGUGCACGAAGUGAAGGUCGACUGAAAUCCAAAAUCAUUAAAAGGCUUAAGCUAAAGAAAGACGAAAGACCGAAUUAUUUUAAUAACCUGUGGAAGAUUUAUUAUGCUGCUCAAAUAGUACACGAUUGGAUUUCAAAUGAUGUUCCAAUGACUACUGGUAAUGAAGUAUUGAAUAAAAAAACAGAUGAAGGUUCCAUUUUCAGUGAUGCUUUCAAAUCUAUUCUUUUUGAUUCUAUUGAUGAGAUAAAUGACGAUGAUUUUGCUGGGAACAUUCAUGAAUUAGAAUCGUUUAUUGAAUAUUCAUUAAACAAAAUGGAUGUGAGAACUGCUGCGGAUACAUCACGUACACUAUUAGGUACCUUCUCCUUCCUUCAAGCUCAUAAUUCGGGAGCUCAUUUUGGUAAUUCAUUCUCAGAUAGACAAGAUUCUGAAUUUAAGAGGAAAAGUGCCUUUUAUGAAUUUACUGUCAAACCAAUGCUCUACUUCGUUAAUCAGCUACUUUUAGUUCAUGAUGAAUAUGGUGUUCGUUCUAGAAGCAUAGACAUGACCAAGAAAACACGUCCAAGUAUAAUUUGGGAAUCUUUAUCAUCUAGUGGUGAACCAUACCCUAGAAUUUUGAGAAAUGAAGAAAUGUUUCAUUUAUACAAGCCAGAUUUUUUAUUGACACUAAUUCACUCAAAUCAUACAAAUACACCCAUUUGUGGGAUAGAUAUGGAAUGUCAUGAGCUUUCUAAAAUUCUUGAAUCAAACAAGAUUGAUAACUUUGCAAAGUUAUCAAAAAUCUUCCGUGAAGUUGUUCCCUUUCAAAUUUUUAAUAAAUUUAGUAGUUACAUUAUUAGUGAUUUCAAUAUGAGCUUAUAUUUCGAAUAUCCAUUGGGUGAUGGUAAAUGGUGGAGUAAUGAUGAAGAUGAAGUUCACAUUAGUGGUGCACCAGUUAAGUUUAAAUUAUUUGACAAUAGUGGUACUACUCCAGCUGAUCGUAUUUCAUUACAGCUUUUGUUGAUACUAAAAUUUUAUGACACAAUUAGAAGAGUGUUACCUGUGGAUAAAUGGCUAAAAGUUUCCAAUGGUGAAGACAUAUUACAUGAAGGAUCAUAUAGAUUACUGGAUCAAGGAUGGAAUGAAAAGGUUUUCAACCCAUUUAUUAUAUCACAGUUUAGAUAUGGGUUCAAGAAGAAAAUUGCAAUGGAUAAAUUGGAUAGGAUUCCAGUGGAAGCAACAAAAUUUCCAUUGGGAAAUAUAAUAGAAGAGACAGGAAAUGCCCCAAAGAGGUUAAAAGUUGGAAAAGAAUCAUUCGAUGGUACAUCACCUUUUGGAGAUUUUACAAGUGGAAAUGACAUAAAGUUUGAUACAACGAAGCUGUUCCCAAUAAAUACUAAUUUGAAAGUUUCAAAUCAUGAAAUAUUGAAUGAGUAUUCAAACACCAGAGGUACAAAACUUAUAAUUGAAGGUUUUGACAUAUUUAAAAGCAAUACAAACAUUUCGAAUAAAGUGUUCUUCAAAAUGUUUGAUUUGGCUAAUUUGAAAUAUCUUCAUAGUUAUGUAAAAACUGCUGGUAUGCCGUAUUAUGAAGAAGAUUGUAAAGGGUUUACUGAUUCUGAAAUAUGCAUUUUAUUCUCACUAGAAGAUUGUUCCAAAUAUGAUUUCAAACACUUCAUCGAAAGUUUAAAAAAGAGUUACAUUAGAGAAAUUACGGCUCUAAAAAAGAUUAAAGAAUGGAAUUCAAAACAUGGUAUCAAAGAACAAAUUAAUUCACCUAAAUUGCUACAACAUGGAUGGACUUAUCUUGAAUUAUUGACAGAAGGCCAAGUAAAAUAUUCGUACUGGGGGCCAUUCAUCUGUACAGAGUACCUUGAUUUCAUAAAGGAUAAUGAAUAUAAAGAUCACCCAAAACGGACUAAGAAUUUGAACAGACAACUUGAAAUUCUUUCAAAAGCAGGGAUUGAACAUAAUAAUUAUAUUGUUUCACUCCAGAUCAAGAUGAACGAUUUUCCAGGUGGAUUCCCUGGAAUGUAUGAUGAUGAGAACACGGGGAUGUCAAAUGAGCAAGAUCAAACAUCAAGAACUAUAAGGUCAACACCUGAAUUUGAAGCUGUUAGGAAAUCACUGAAAUCUAGGAAAAAGAUAUUGAAAAAAGAUAUCAUCAAUAGUUUAGAUAUCAUUUGUACAAUCGGUGAGUUUUACAUUUUGGUACAUCAAUAUAAUAAAGCAUUUACUAACUAUUUACAGAUCAUAUUAGUAUUCCAAACAACUCCAAUAUUACAACAACUCAUACCCAGAAAUGCAGGUAAAAGAUCAACUUUCCAUAUUAUUGUGAUUUCAAAUUUUUUUGCAUUAUUAUUACAUUUAACAAGAGAAUUACCAAUACCAAAUGAAGAUGGUUAUCUUUAUGGUCAUCAUUUUUUACAAACAAUUGGUCAACAACAAUUACCCAGUAAAUACUGGUUCAUUCCUUUAGAUUUAUUAGUGUUUUAUAUGCAAGUUGCUUUAUUUACUUCACAAUAUUCAACAAGAAAAAAUAAAACUAUAAAAUCAACUCAUGUGGAAAAUGAACAUGAUGGAUUUCAAGGUGAAACUAUUGCUUUGAAGAUACCAAUAAUAAGUGCUCUUCAUAUGCCAUUCCCAAGUGUUGAAGUAUUGAAGACAGAAGAGGAAGAAAUGAAUAAUUCUGAAAACGCCACAAAUAAUGGUAAUCUAUUAGCUUCACAAGCAAUCUAUGGUUCAAUACCAAUUAAUGAAGAAGAUGAUGAAGAAUCUUCAAGAUUUGUCUUUUAA